AUGCAAGACGUUGAUGAAAAAAGAGAAGAGAGGAAAAGGCGAGAAGCGUCGCGUCGAAAAGGCGAAGCAGACAAACGAACAAAGUCCAGAGAUGGAGCUGAUCGUGAGGCUAAACGUAGAGCUCGUCGGCCGGACAACUCCUCGUCCAACGCCUCCAAAUCUCGCGAGCAGACAGAUCGAGAUGCCAAGAGAAAAGCUCGUUCGGGCAAGUCCGUAGAUGAAUCCAAAGAUUCACUGUCACGGUCAGCAAGAGACCGAGACCGCAAGUCAAAACAUCGUGGAAAGCCUAACAAACAGGCUGCUGCCCCAGGUGCCGUCCAAGAAUACAACGGCGAUGAGAGUGACCGUCCAAGACGAUCCAAAGCGAGUGGAUCAAACCGCAAGAAAUCUGGCGCUGUUCCAAAUUCUCCAACAUCACCGUCCAGCAAAAUCCGAGCGAAAUUGGACAACAUGGAGGAUUUGAAACCAGAAGAAGCACAGACUUCGCUCAGACCGGAACCAGAAACGACUACAAUUGCAGGUAGCCUUGUGGAAGGUGACGAUACCAUCGUUGCUACUGCAGUCGAUGAACAGAGAGCCGUGAAACCUUGGGUUCCAACACCAACACCAGGACAAGAACAUCAACAGCAACAGGAACCACCCACCAGUAGUCCACCACCAAAAACACCAUUCUAUUGCAAAGGUGGAUUCUGGAUUGUGGUUUUGCUCAUUCUUGCGGCUGCCGGAGUGGGCAUCUUCUUUGCGACGCAAUCGGAUUCUGAGACUCCAGUUCCUGCCAACGAGACCAACAAUACCAUCGGCACAGAAAAAUCAAUUACGGAAGCGACAAAGACACCAACGACAUCUCCCUCUUUUCUUCCAUCGGUAUUUCCGUCCACUUCACCUACAGAAACCGUGGUAUAUGACCCUCCGUCUCCAGCAGACUGCGCUGCAGUGUCGAGAGGAGAUGAUUUGGUUGGUCAAGAGGACCUCAAUUUGCAGACUUUCACAGUUCCAAUGGAUGUCGUCUUGUCCACUUCUCUUGACGAUGAGAUUGUACGUGUUGAACUACAAGAAAGAAUCCAAGCACUGUUCAUGCCCGAGCUCAUUGGCUGCUUUCUCGAUACUCGACGUGUAAGAGGACGCCAAUUAGUGUCUUCGCCCUACACGGUGGCAAAUGGGAAAGUCAUGGUCCAGGCCAGACCAGACACACCAUGCACCAGAAGCAUCGAGCCGAAGUGUCUCCACGUUUCGGCCAGUUUGGAUCUUUAUGUGCGGGGUUCCGAGCGACCCUUUGAUUUGAUCAGUUUGAUCGUCCAGGUGCUGGGACCGGAAGCGUUGCUGGUGAGCAACCUGUCAUUGCAACAACCUUUUGUGGAGAUAUUUAUCGUGACAGUCGCCUCUGGAAUCAUUUCAUUGGCUCCAAGCUCGACUCCUACAGCAGUAUCCAGCGAGAACCCGACCUUGUUUCUGACGGAAUCUCCAUCAACAGACCCAACCACUGCCCCAGUGACCUUUCCCACCACUGAGGAACCAACUGGAUUGCCGACAGUUGCACCGAUUGUACUAGCAACCCCAGAACCUUCCCUCCUGCCGUCUUCUGGGCCUACAUUUGCUCCUGUCACCGAUCCAACGCCAAUUCCAACACCACCACCCACUCCAGUUCCGACAGAGGCGCAAAGUCAAAGGCCGUCCGAAACACCCACCGCAACCCCUUCCGAUAUGCCAACAGGAAUGCCGUCCCAAAGUCCAUCCACAUCUCCGCCAACCCCAAGUCCAUCGACACCUCAGCCGACCGGAAUGCCUACGAGAAGUCCGACAUUGGCACCAAGUUCCAAUCCAUCUUUCGGAGCUCAUGGAAAUCAAUUCACUUCUUCGACCUAUGCCAUGUUCAGCUACGACCUGUCCCGUGGCGCUUCAAACGCCGAGCGGUAUGAAUUUGGCACUCGGCAAGCUGCCGUGGAUGGCUGUGCUAGGCUUGGACUCGAUCUUUGUCCCAAGAUUGCCAUUGAAAAUAGCGACGUCUGCGCGGGAGGUUGGUUGACAGAUGGUAAAGGUUAUUGGAUCACCAACCCUAGAAUAGAUUGCGCUCCUAGUCCAGGCUAUGUGGAUUGGUCACAAUCUUCUAUUAGGAUAAUUGCCGGAGCGUGGUGCUGUGGACGACCAUUACUUUUGCCUCGAGACUUCGCGUAUAUCUACACCUCAGUGGAGGAGGCUAGAGCUGCGUGUGCCACAGAAGGAUUGGGCCUCUGUACGAAGGAGCAAAUUGUUGGAGCAGAUUGGUGUGCAUAUGGCUGGCUGGAAAGCGGCGAAUGGGGACUUUGGAGUAGCGGUAGCAACCCAAGUGGUUGUGGAUCUCGUGGUUUGCUUAUCGGUGGCACUGAGGGAACAGCUGGUGCCUAUUGCUGUGCUACAUAUUAUGAAAACCAAUUCACUUCUUCGACCUAUGUCAUGUUCAGCUACGACCUGUCCCUUGGCGCUGCAAACGCCGUACGGUAUGAAUUUAGCACUCGGGAAGCUGCCGUGGAUGGCUGUGCUAGGCUUGGACUCGAUCUUUGUCCCAAGAUUGCCAUUGAAAAUAGCGACAUCUGUGCGGCAGGCUGGUUGACAGAUGGUAAAGGUUAUUGGAUCACCAACCCUAGAGGAGGAUGUGCUGUCGAUCCAGGUUAUGUGGAUUGGUUAAUAUAUCCGUAUGCCAAUGCCGGAGCGUGGUGCUGUGGGCGACCACUACUUUUGCCUCGAGACUUCACUUCAGUGGAGGAAGCUAGAGUUGCGUGUGCCACAGAAGGAUUGGGCCUCUGUACGAAGGAGCAAAUUGUUGGAGCAGAUUGGUGUACAUAUGGCUGGCUGGAAAGCGGCGAAAGGGGACUGUGGAGUAGCGGUAGCAACCCAAGUGGUUGUGGAUCUCGUGGAUUGGUCAUGGGUGGCACUGAGGGAACAGCUGGUGCCUAUUGCUGUGCCACAUAUGGGAGCGUCUAA
Molecule: messenger RNA, 2958 nt
Organism: Cylindrotheca closterium
Lineage: Eukaryota; Bacillariophyta; Bacillariophyceae; Bacillariales; Bacillariaceae
Source: the annotation of a GenBank genome assembly